This is a messenger RNA of Protobothrops mucrosquamatus (brown spotted pit viper), 1701 nucleotides long. RefSeq names its product solute carrier family 1 member 7 (gene SLC1A7). Gene Ontology annotation, molecular function: L-glutamate transmembrane transporter activity; glutamate:sodium symporter activity; neutral L-amino acid transmembrane transporter activity. The coding region runs from base 1 to 1701 and encodes 566 amino acids. Gene Ontology annotation, biological process: L-glutamate transmembrane transport. Gene Ontology annotation, cellular component: plasma membrane. The transcript has 11 exons. The record is from RefSeq and is a predicted model, not a curated record. Lineage: Eukaryota; Metazoa; Chordata; Lepidosauria; Squamata; Viperidae.
AUGGCAGUGACUUUCAAAACAAUGCUAGGUCGGGUCAAGGAUGUUUGCAAAAGGAAUGGUUUACUCGUUCUCUCAGUGUUAUCUGUCAUAGUGGGAUGUCUUCUUGGAUUCUUUCUGAGGACAAGGCGCCUUUCUCAGCAGGAAAUUAGUUAUUUCCAAUUUCCUGGAGAAUUAUUGAUGAGAAUGUUGAAAAUGUUGAUUCUGCCUCUGGUUGUUUCAAGCCUGAUGUCAGGACUAGCAGCUCUGGAUGCUAAAACGUCUAGUCGAUUAGGCAUCAUUACAAUCACUUACUAUCUGUGGACUACAUUUGUGGCUGUAAUUGUGGGAAUCAUUAUGGUCUCUAUUAUCCAUCCUGGUGGAGCAGCCCAGAAGGAAGUUACUGAAGAAGGUGCGAAGCCAAUAAUGAGUUCUGCAGAUGCAUUGCUGGACCUAAUUCGGAACAUGUUUCCUGCAAACCUUGUGGAAGCCACUUUUAAACAGUAUCGAACCAAAAACAUUCCAAUUGUCAAAGUGAGCAAAGCAGCAUCUGAAAGUAUUACUCGCCGAAUUAUAAUCUACGGGGUGCAAGAUGAAAAUGGAUCCAACAUCCAGAAUUUUGCUUUGGAUAUUACACCACCACCAGAAGUGACUUAUAAGUCAGAGCCAGGCACUAGUGAAGGCAUGAAUGUGUUGGGAAUUGUAAUAUUCUCUGCUACCAUGGGUAUAAUGCUGGGCAGAAUGGGUACCAGUGGAGUUCCCUUGGUCAGUUUUUGCCAGUGUUUAAACGAAUCAGUCAUGAAGAUAGUGGCUGUGACUGUAUGGUAUUUUCCAUUUGGAAUAGUAUUUCUUAUUGCUGGUAAGAUUUUGGAAAUGGAUGAUCCCUCAGCCAUCGGGAAGAAACUAGGUUUUUAUGCUGUUACUGUACUUUGUGGACUAGUUGUUCAUGGACUUGUUAUUCUGCCAAUGAUGUAUUUCUUCAUCACCAAGAAGAACCCCAUUGUCUUUAUCAGAGGCAUUCUUCAAGCACUGCUUAUUGCCCUGGCCACAUCAUCCAGUUCAGCCACUUUGCCUAUAACUUUCAAGUGCUUAUUAGAGAAUAAUCAUGUGGACCGGAGGGUUGCUAGGUUUGUGCUCCCAGUAGGGGCUACAAUCAACAUGGAUGGAACAGCUCUAUAUGAAGCAGUUGCAGCUAUUUUCAUUGCCCAAGUAAACAACUAUGAACUGGAUUUUGGACAGAUCAUCACCAUAAGCAUUACGGCAACAGCUGCCAGCAUAGGAGCUGCUGGAAUCCCACAGGCUGGCCUUGUGACCAUGGUCAUUGUUUUAACAUCAGUGGGGCUGCCUACAGAUGACAUCACGCUAAUAAUUGCAGUUGAUUGGGCUCUAGACAGAUUUCGGACAAUGAUCAAUGUCCUGGGUGAUGCUCUUGCUGCUGGAAUAAUGGCACAUAUUUGCAGAAAAGAAUUCACCACAGACAGAUCUGAGGUGCCUUUGAUUGGAGAAACAAAACCCAUUAGUAUCCACAAAAUUAUUGCUUACCAGAAGAAUGGCUGUGUGAAGUCCAUGAAUAAAAUGCGUGGACCCGAACCAGUCAAAACAACACUGCAUCACUUACCUAUUCAAGUGGAACAAGAAGAGAAUCACUCAGAAUGUUACACAGAGAAAUCCAACAAUAAAGACCACUGUACUAUUGAAAUUAAUGAAUUGGAAACAAAUGUGUAA